AUGGAGGCUUGGAAUCGCUUGCGUGACAUAUUCCAGGAUAACAAACACUCUCGUGUUAUUACCCUUGAGUACGACUUCACUCACGUAGAUAUGGUAGAUUUUUCGAAUGUAUCUGCCUAUUGUCAAUAUUUUAAAUCUCUGGCGGAUCAACUCAAGAAUGUCAGCUCUCCGGUCGCUAACGAUCGACUAGUUCUUCAACUGGUGUCUUGCCUUACCGAGACCUACCAAGGUGUGGCCACUCUUAUUCGCCAACGUGACCCUUUGCCUCAAUUUUAUCAAGUCCAUUCGAUGCUCACUCUUAAGGAGGUUGGUCAUGCUAAGAAAGCGGCCCAAAGCUCCUCCGCUGCCUUAAUUGCUCGCUGGUCCGAGGGUCCUCUUGAUAAUUCCUCUUCCAACCGCAAUACUAAUGGUGGGAAGAGGAACCACAACCAGAGCAAUAAUGGUGGAAAGUAUCGUGGCAAUAAUAGUGGUCGUGGAGGCGGUAAAGGAGCUGCCAGCAUCGGCGAUAAUGCAGGCCAUGGUGGUCAGCUGAGAGGUGGCAACAGCCGCGGCACUGGGUAG
Solanum dulcamara is the source of this 561-nucleotide messenger RNA. RefSeq lists its product as uncharacterized. The transcript has a single exon. Lineage: Eukaryota; Viridiplantae; Streptophyta; Magnoliopsida; Solanales; Solanaceae. Bases 1 to 561 code for a protein of 186 amino acids. The record is from RefSeq and is a predicted model, not a curated record.